GAGCAGAAAAAAGAGAAAGCAAAGAGAGCAAACGAUUCUAUUUUGCUUUUCUUCCAAGACUCUGAUCCCUGUUUUGUUCCCUUUUCAAUUUCAUACCUUGGCAACCCUUCUUCUAUAUUUCCCUCACACCAUUUCCCUUCAUUUUCUCACUAGGCCAAUCCUAAAUUCCUUAACUUUCAACAAUUCCAUCAUCAGAAAAGACUCUAGAUAUCUGGGUUUCAGGUUUUUGGGUUGAUCUUCAUCUGGUAGCUUUGUGUUUCAUUGAAUUUACCAGGAACAAAAAGAAGGAUAUAUAUUUGAUAUAUAAAUCAAGGGAAGAUAGGGAAAUGGGUUUUGAUGGAUUGGGAUCUGGAGUUAAGAUCAGAAAACUUAUGGCUAUUUCAAUCAGAACAUGCUAUAGAUCAGUUUGCAAUCAUCCAUUUCUUGUGGGGAUGGUGUGUUUCUUGAUCUUUUUGUACAGAUUAUCUCCUUUUGUUUUUUCCCUUCUAGUUUCUGCUUCUCCAAUAUUAGUCUGCACUGCUAUUUUGCUUGGAACUCUUUUGAGUUUUGGGCAACCAAACGUACCUGAAAUUGAAAAGGAAGAGAAAGCUACGCAUGAAGUUUCUUCCUUGAAAAUUGGGGUUGUGGAGAAUGCUACUGUUGUUGAGAGAGAUGAAAGUUUUGUGGUGGAGAGACAUGUAGCAAAGGGGACGGGUAUAGUAGAGAAGGAGGUUGAAGCAGCUAAUUUGGUGAAUAAUGAAAUCAAUGAGGUUGAGGAAGAUGCUGGUACAGUUCGUUAUAUGCCACUGAUUGAUGAGAAUUCAAGCGUUUUGCAAUGUGAGAAGAGGGUAAUUGAUGAGGUGGAGAGAGAAUCUGAUGAUUCAGUAUUGGAGAAGAAAAGGGGCAUUCGUGAGAGGCCAGGAGGUGAAGGUCUGUUGAGCCUUAGGGAGGUGGAGGAUCAGUGUCCUCUGAUUGAUAAGGUAGGAGAUGAGAAUCUUCAAGUGGAUGCUGAUAAUUUCCCUGCAGAGUCCAGUGUUGUUCACAAGGGUGAUGAACUAGAUUCUUCUCUGCUGACUGCUUGGAAACAUGUGGGGCAUGAUGAGGAGGAGAAUGAUGAUGGUGGUUCUGGUGGUGGUGGUUGUGAUGAUGAUGAUGAUGAUGGAUCUUUGGAUUCUGAGUCUGACGGGGCUGAGAGUUCUUCACCAGAUGCUUCCAUGGCGGACAUAAUGCCCAUGCUUGAUGAGUUACACCCACUUUUAGACUCUAGAACUCUUCUUCUUGCUCGUUUGUCUAAUGAUGAAUCUGAUCCUGAUGGAAGUGUUGAUUUGGAUGAGGAUAUUGAAAUUCAGGGUGAGGAAGAUCAUGAUGAUGAGGAGGAGGAGGAGGAAGAAGAAGGAGAGGUAGAAAAGGGAGAUGAAGAGGAUGGAAGUAAAUCUGCAAUCAAAUGGACAGAGGAUGAUCAAAAGAAUCUCAUGGAUUUGGGGACUUCAGAGCUUGAAAGAAACCAACGAUUGGAGAAUCUCAUUGCAAGGAGGAGAGCCCGUAAAAGCAUGAAAUUGAUGGCUGAAAAGAAUCUAAUAGACUUAGAUGGUGCAGAUCUUCCCUUUAAUAAUAUUACACCCAUUUCUGUCACAAGGCGCAACCCUUUUGAUCUUCCUUAUGAUCCCCAUGAUAAUCUGGGCUUACCUCCUAUUCCUGGGUCAGCUCCAUCUAUUUUGCAGCCUAGAAAAAAUCCUUUUGAUCUUCCUUAUGACUCAGGUGAAGAAAAGCCUGAUUUAAAGGAUGAUAGUUUCCAACAAGAGUUUUCAACAUUUCACCAAAGAGAAGCAUUCUUUAGAAGACACGAAAGCUUCAAUGUGGGACCAUCAAGUUUGGGUGGUCCUAGGCAAGAUGUCAAAUGGAAACCUUACUUUGUUCCAGAACAGUUGGCUACAGAAGGAACUGGCUCUCACCUAUUCCAGAGGCAGUUGAGUGAAGUUAGUGAAUCCAAGAUGAGUUCCAUUCCUGAUAGUGAAUCAGUGUGUUCAGUUGUGGAGGAGGACAAGAACCUGAAUGAACUAACUGCUUCUCAAGAAGCCCAACUGAUCUCCAAUGUUGACCAUGCUUGUAUCCCUGAUGAAGGGAGCCAAUCUUCUGGAGAUGUUAAUUCUUUAGAUAUUGAAAAAGCUGAAAAGAGAGAUGCUCACCAUGAUGUGGUGGAGACUGUACUGGGGGAUGAGGAAAGUCAGAAGGAAAUUGAAUCAAGUGUUUCUGACACAGGAGGAACACCUACUUGCAUGGAUUUUGAUGCAAAUGAAAUUCCUUCAAGAAUAGAAGCAGUUGAGGAUGAUUACAGCAGUAGAUCCAGCUUGUCAUCAUUAACAGAAAUAGUUGAAAAAAUUUCUGAUGCCAAAGGAGAGGAAUCUACAAGCUCAGAACCAAGAGGUCAUCACAGUAAAGAAUCUGACAUUUCCCCACGACCUUCAUUAGAGGGGUCAGAGUUUCAUUUUAUAAGUGGGGCAGCGGAUGAUAAUCAACAUAAGGAGCCUGUUUAUGACUCAAGCCCUCACGCAACGAAGAAUUUACUCUCAUUUUCCUCUGUUUCAUCUGAUACACAGGCAGAGAUAUCUGAAAUGGGAUUGCCUUCUGUGCUGGUUGAAUCUGGUGAUCAGGAACUUGUGGCACACAGUGAGAAUAUAGAGCAGAUCAAUUCCAGUUUUGAAGAGUUGCAUGAAGCCUCCCAAGAAGAGACAAGUGAAAGUGAGUCAAGGGUGAGCGAUCUAUCAGGGAUUACUGAGCAUGAUGUCGUUUCACAGGUUGGACCAUCACAGGUUUCUUCCAGUUCUGUUAAUCUUGAUGGAUCACUGGUGUCUGAAUCUGUUGUUGAACAUGUUUUAGGAGAUUCAGAGUCAUUUUCUUUGGAAAACGUUUUGGUUGAGGAGGGAAUUGCAGAUAAAGUAGAAGACUUUCAUCAAGAGCAUAAUCAAGGGUACUCAUUGAGACCCAAUGUAGGGGUGCUUCUAGAAUCCAACCAAUGCAUGGCUGAGGAAUUAGAUUCUGCACCAAAAGAACAGCAACCAAUUCACCCCUGCAUAUCUUCAGAGGCUGAACCAGUAAAAGUGCAAGAAACUGAGCUUGAGUUAGGUGAAAUUCACUCAUCAAGUAUGUCAGGUGAUGGCACAGUGGAGGAAGGCAUUAUUGAACCUGUAAAAGAAGGCAUUAUUGAACCUGUAAAAGUGCAAGAAACUCAGCUUGAGCUAGGUGAAAUUCACUCAUCAAGUAUGUCAGAUGAUGGCACAGUGGAGGAAGGCAUUCUUGAACCUGUAAAAGUGCAAGAAACUCAGCUUGAGCUAGGCGAAAUUCACUCAUCAAGUAUGUCAGAUGGUGGCUCAGUGGAGGAAGGCAUUAUGACACAUAAAGAAGACAGUGUCCAAAUUGAACCAGAUCAAAUCCGUUCAUCAAGUUCUGAUGCAGAUAUCCAAGUUGAUGCGAACCAUGAGAAAGAGGAUCAGCAGCCUCCAUUUUUGUCUGAGAAUGAUUCACAAGUUUAUGCAAAUUUCUCUUCUUCAGAAGCUGUAUUUCAAAUGGAUCAAGUUGAGUUGUCAAGUUCUGAUUCAAAGAUGGAUGCUGAUCUCCACCAUGAUAUGGAUGUGAAAGUGGUUCCUUCUGAUUCUAGCCACCAAGCUGGUCCUUCUGAAGAAAAUUGUUUAGCUUGGUCAGAUAAAUCUAUUGGUGAACUAUCCUUUUCUGUUCAUGAUGAACACCAGGAACCAUUUCCCUUGGUGGUGGAGUCCAAGGAGGAAGUAAAGAUUGUUGACAAUGUUAAUGAAGUUAAUGAUUUUGAGGAUCAAAUUUCAGAAAAUUCUUCUCCUUCUCAUUCCAUUUCCAUCCCUGGUCCAUCUGAGAGUCCUAAAGGUACUGAUAAAGAAGAAUUGAAAGGCAGCAUCCCUGAUGAAAUUGCAUAUGAGGACCACAAAGAAGUAUCUGGGCAUUUAGAUUAUCCAACAGAGGUCUACGGGUCAGAUGUCACUGAUGGAAAUGUAAAUGAGGAGGAAGAUGUGAUUAAAGAGAUUGAUGAAGGCAUACUGUCAGAAUUGGAUGCAGUUGGGGACUUUAAUGUCAAGGAAGUUUUUCCAGAGGAAACAAUCAUUGAGGACACAGAAUUUGCACUGUCACCAAAUGAUAUGAAGAAAGAAAAUACUUUGGAGCUACCGGUUCUUGAAGCAAGGUCAGUUGAAGAUAUUGAUAUGGCAUUUAAACAACUGCAUGAAGGAGUAGAUGUAGAGGAAGUAAUUCUUCCAAGUAUGAUCGAGGAAUUCAAGGAUUUUGCUGAUAGCAAAUCACAAUUACCAGUCCUUGAAGCAAGAUCUCUGGAGGAUAUACAUGUUGCCUUGCAACAAGUCUCAGAAUUUAGUCUGAGUAAGAUGCUAAAUCCAUUUGAGUCUAAGGAUGACUCAAUAAAGGUAGAAACCCGUGAUUUGGUUUCUACCAAAGAGGUUGAAUCUAGUAAUGUGGAAUCCAAUAUUCAAGAAAAUAUCUGGAGCCAUGAUGUGUCUUCUGCCAAAGGGAUUGAAUCUGGUGAUCAAGAAUGUGGCAGCCAUGAUGUGGUUCCCUCUCAAGAGAUUGAAUCUAGAAGUGAAGAAUCUAGUGCUCAAGGAAGUCGGAAGAAUGCUGAGAUUGAAUCUGGUGUUGGAGAAGAUGGUAACCAUGCUGUGGUUCCGACUAAAGAGAUUGAAUCUAGUAGCGGAGAAUCUAGAGUUCAAGUAAGUAGCAAGAAUACUGAGAUUGAGUCUGGCGAUUAUGAAGGUGGCAGCCAUCAUGUGGUUCUCAUGAAAGAUAUUAAAUCCACUAGUGAAGAAUCUAGCGUUCAAUUAUGUAGUGGGAAUGCUGCUGAUGAACUAAAACACAGACAUGCAGAAGCAUCAGAAGAAUGAAGUUCAAGCAUAUUCAGCUAAAGGUAACGAACCAAAGCCUUUGUUUGAGUUCUAGCCGGGAUCAUACCCUAGUGUUACUUCGGGUAAAAAGUUAGAGUUCAAAAAGUAUAAAGGUUUGGCAGUUUGGGUUUUUCCUGGCAGUAUUACAUUUUUGGGUUUUUUUAGUUCGGUUCAUCAUGUUUUUGAUAUAUGGUAUUCAUUUUCUGCUGAGUUUGAUUCAUUAGUUGAAUUCUUCAAGAAUGAGUUUUUUGGAUUGAAUUUCUUGAAGUGUGAAUUCCUGUUUUCUUUUUUCUUCAUGCCUUUCCAGAGAGAGAUGGUUUUGAGAGAUUUCUUGUGAGAAAGAUUGUUUAUGAUACUUUGCAUGGUCGCAUAUUGUAAAUUACGUUUUGUUUGUAGUAAUUGAUUAAUGAUAUAAG
Molecule: messenger RNA, 5308 nt
Organism: Rubroshorea leprosula
Lineage: Eukaryota; Viridiplantae; Streptophyta; Magnoliopsida; Malvales; Dipterocarpaceae
Source: the annotation of a GenBank genome assembly